CUCCAUGGACGUAUGUCAGAUGAAAAUGUUCUCAUCUGGGGAGAAUGGGGAUAAAAUGGUGCAUGUAGAGGUACCUGGUCCAACUUUGACAUUCCAGAACAUUCACUAUUGUGUUAGAGAAAGCCGUGGACUUUGCCGUAAGAGAGGACCUGAGAAAGACAUCCUAAAAAAUGUCAGUGGCAUCAUGAAGACGGGAUUAAACGCUAUCAUGGGAGCAACAGGAAGCGGCAAAACAUCGUUGUUGGACGUGAUUUCUGGGAGAAAGGAUCCACGUGGUUUGCGUUCAGGUCAAGUUCUGGUUGACAACAAGGUUGUGACCUCUGAACUCCGGCUUAUGUCGGCCUAUGUUGUGCAGGAUGAUAUCCUGAUGGGCACGCUUACUGUGCGAGAGAAUCUCUCAUUCUCUGGAAAUUUGCGGUUGCCAAGGCAACAGUAUUCCACUGGUGAUAAGAAAAAGAAAGUGGAGAGCAUCAUCCAUGAGCUUGGGCUGGAGGACUGCGCAGACACAAAGAUUGGUACAGAGUUUUUAAGGGGUGUAUCAGGAGGAGAAAGAAAGCGUUGUAGCAUCGGUAUGGAGCUCAUUACAUCUCCUACUCUUCUGUUCCUGGAUGAGCCGACCACAGGCCUUGACUCCAAUACAGCCAACAGCAUCAUUGGUCUAUUGCACAGGUUGUCACGGGGUGGUAAAACUAUCAUUUUCUCCAUCCACCAGCCACGUUAUUCCAUUUUCAAGCUGUUUGAUCACCUGACGCUCCUCCAUAAAGGCGAGAUGGUUUAUGCCGGCCCUGCUGGCAAAGCCAUGGACUACUUUCAGAGUCUGGGUUACACAUGUGAGGCUUUCAACAAUCCUGCAGAUUUUUUUCUGGACAUAACAAACGGGGAAACUUUUCUGUCCACGCCAACAGAGAAGUCGUUGGCUGAGCAGUACAGAGAAUCUCAGUUCUGUGAUGCCGUCGUAGAGGAAUUGAAAUGUAUUACCGGCCCAUCGGGUUCCUCAUUUGAAACCAACAAAAAGGCACCAUCCUAUGUCACACCUUUUUUUUACCAGAUGAAGGUGGUGUGUUGGAGGACAGCACUGAACAUUAUCAGGAAUCCUCAGACCUCGUAUGCUCAAUUUGGUCUGAACAUUAUCUUUGCUAUUUUGAUCGGCCUCAUCUACUACCAAAUGCCCAAAACUCUUCCUGAAGCCAUACAAAACAGGAUCGGAGCUUUCUUCUUCCUCAUCAUCAAUAUGGUGUUUGGCAACCUAUCAGCGGUGGAGCUCUUCAUCAAUGAAAGAAAGAUCUUUGUACACGAGAACUCUGGAGGAUAUUACCGGACAUCUGUGUAUUUCCUGUCUAAGGUGUUUGUGGAUUUGUUACCAAAUCGCAUCAUACCACUUCUCGCCUUCGCUUCCAUUGCAUAUUAUAUGAUGGGGUUGAAGCCGGCAUUUACAGCGUUCCUGUGCUUUGCAUUGACCUUGUCUUUGGUCAGCCUGGCAGGAGUCAGUUUGGCGUUUCUGGUCAGUGCCAGCGUGAACUCGUUCGCCAUGGCCAACGCUCUCAUCGCCAUUCCUUUUAUCUUCAUGAUGGUUUUCGGCGGGUUCCUCGUGAACCUCAACUCCAUGCUCAGCUGGUUGUCCUGGCUCCAGUGGGCCAGUAUCUUUAAAUACGGGCUAAAUGCUGUGACUAUAAAUGAAAUGAAAGGGCUGGUCUUCAAUGCUACAAUGACAGGAGAGAUGUAUCUCGAAUCUCAGGGAAUCGAUUACAGCACAUGGGGCUUCUGGCAAAAUCAGGUGGCUCUGCUGGGCAUUAUACUCAUAUGUAUGACGUUGGCAUACGUACAGCUACGUAGAAUUAACCGCUGGAAAUAG
This is a messenger RNA of Paramisgurnus dabryanus, 1852 nucleotides long. RefSeq names its product ATP-binding cassette, sub-family G (WHITE), member 2b (gene abcg2b). Lineage: Eukaryota; Metazoa; Chordata; Actinopteri; Cypriniformes; Cobitidae. Gene Ontology annotation, biological process: transmembrane transport. Gene Ontology annotation, cellular component: plasma membrane. Gene Ontology annotation, molecular function: ATP hydrolysis activity; ABC-type transporter activity; ATP binding. The record is from RefSeq and is a predicted model, not a curated record.